Besnoitia besnoiti is the source of this 5907-nucleotide messenger RNA. RefSeq lists its product as uncharacterized. NCBI's taxonomy places the organism in Eukaryota, Apicomplexa, Conoidasida, Eucoccidiorida, Sarcocystidae. Bases 1 to 5907 code for a protein of 1968 amino acids. The transcript has a single exon. The record is from RefSeq and is a predicted model, not a curated record.
AUGUUUGGCGAGCUCGCUGUGGGGGGACGCGGCCAACUGGAGCUGGAGGACACAGACAGGAGCCGCGCUUUCCUGAAGGGCACUCGGCGCGCCUCCGUGGGACCCCCGUCCUCUCCUGUCGCGGCCCCCCACGAUGCGUGCGCGAGUAGCUCAUCCCUGAGUUCGCCGUCGUCUUCUCCCUCGCUCAAACCCGCUUGCUUGGAGGAGGGGACUCUGGCGGCAGCUCCCGCAGGCCUCGAGCUUGGAGAAACGACGCCUGCUCCGUCCCCGCCGUCCGCCGAGGCCCCAGGCGUGGGCUCCGCGGGCCGCGCGCGGAGCUGCCGCAGCGGCGGGCGAACCUCUCGCGUAAAGAAGGGAGGGUCGCGCGGGUCAGGCGCUUCCGGUUUAUCACCUGCGCCUUCGGCCGCGUUCGUCUCCCCCAACGGCCUCUCCGUGGACGAUGGCGCGUCGCCAGAGACGCUUCCUCCUGAGGCGUUCCCACCCCGGUCGGUGUCCCCGUCCUCGGUCUCGCUCCCUGUUCCCCCCCCGCGCCCACCUAACGGCGCCGCUGCGACCGCGGGCGCAGGGCCCCACGGGGACGCCGCAGGUUCUCCUGGCUCGACGCCGCAGGCCAGCGCUCAGGGCGCGGCGGCAGGCCCGCUGGACGGGCCUGUGGAGGCGGCAGGCUUCGCGGCCUUCGCCGCCUUUGUCUCGCCGACGCAGCAGGAGCUGCGUUCCCCCGGAAGAAGUCUUCAAAUCUCUGUGAAGGAACAGGAUUCAACUCUUGGCGCGCAGGCGGCGGCGUCUGAUUCACAUCGUCCCUUCUCGUCUUCGCCCUCGGAUAUGCGAGCACCGCGGUGGAGCGAGGAGGCUUGCGGCGUCGCUGAGACUGGACCCGCCCCAGGGAACGCAGAAGGAAGCGAGGGAGCGCAGCCGGCGAAUGCGACGGGGACGGGGCUGCAGGCCGCGGUGGGAAGCGAGGAGGUCUGUUCGCUCUUUUCGACAUUCGGCACGCCGCCGCGCGCACGAGAGAGAGAGGAGGAAGGGAUGCCGCCAGAGACCGUCUCGCAGCGAGCCGCUGCGGACGUCGCGCCUCAGCGGUUGGAGGCGCUGCCGGGCGACGCGAGGUCUCCGCUAUCCUCUUUUCCGACCUUUUCUCUAGGGCAGCAGACGCCCCCGGCGAGGACGCGAGGCGCUCGGGAGCUCGCACUGUUGAAGCAGAAAGAGGAGACAUCGCUCUCGCCAGUGGGCUCGGCGUCUUCCAGCAAUCCAAAGAAACCCAGCGACGGCGUGCAGUGGCGGGACUCGGCGCUCAUCUCAGACCGCCACCUGAUCGCGGCCACGCCGUCUCCAGCAGGCUCCAUGCGCUCGCUCGCGUCUUCUCCGCUCUCGCCGCCCUUGGCUGCAGCAGACGUCAGGGAUGAGAAGCGCGACACUCCGCUCCUUGCUUGCUCGCCGGCGUCCCCUUUGGCGGCGCAUCCCGCGCAGGGGGCCGCGCGGAAGCCUGCAGGUAUCGCCUCCACUUCGGAGGCGCCUGCCGGCUUGUCUCAAGCCCCGUCGGCGGCCGCGGUCGCGGCGACGGUUCCCGCUUCGCCGAUCAAGCGAGAGGAGCCCGCUGCGCAGCAGCCGGCUGUUGCGGGGCUGCGGCGAUCUCUGCGCAACCGACAGCCCACGCGGCCCGAAGCCGCGCCGGCACCUCCACCCGCAGGGCCCUCCGGCAGCAGCGUCAGCAGCCGCAGUACGAGCCCGCCGCGCGGCGGCGCUUCUCCGCCAGGCGUCGCGGCUGCCCCCGCGGCUGCAAAGGGCGCAGGGCCCGCGCCGCCUGCUGGAUCCCCGAAGCAGCACGCCAAGGUCGCGGGCGGGGCGGCGGGCCCGGCCUCCGGAAGCGUCUCGCCGUUCGGGCUCGGCACAGCGAAGACCGGGGCAAAUGCGAGUGCGCCUGCGCCCGCGCCGCCGCCAGCCUCGAGUCUCGUCGCGGGCGCCGCGGCCGGCGGCGCGUCGGGAGGUAAGAAGAAGGCCGGUCAGCCGCAGAACGCGGCGGCGAAGGGGAAGGCGGCGGGGGCGCCGCUGGUCAUUUCUGAGUACUGGUCAGGGCUCACUUUCGACGAGAUGGAGCGCGGCGAGGUCGCGUGGACGCACGCAGCUGCGGGGCUGCCGCUGCCCUCUUGCUCGCCUUUGAGGAGUGCUCCGGGGACGCUCCUCUCGAGCGGCGGAGGCGGCUCCGCGGCGGCUGGGCUCCGCGCAGGCGAGGACGACCGUGGAUGCUCCGCUGGGACGCUGGACACGGGAGGCGGGAAGGAGAAGGCGGCGGGGACCGGCGCGGGGGUGCGAGCCGGCCAGGCGUGCGGACCCAGCCGACACGGAGCGGCGGCCUGGCUGGGUUCCAACUCCGACCCCGUCGCCGCCGUCUGCUGGGGCGGCGCUGGCGUGGACUCGCACGUGCUACCGCAGCAGGCGAGCGACCGCGAAGGGCGAUCCGCCGGCGGCAGUAAAGGCAAGUCUGCGCAGCAGCCCCUCGCAGGCAGUGGCGCGGCGGGGGCUGCGGGUCGCGGAGACACUCUCGCAUCCGCCCCAGGGUCGCAGACGAAGAAGCAAAAGGGAAGUCGCGCGGAGGGGCUGGAGCCCGCCCUCGCGAGGAGCAAGAGCAAAGGCUCUGGGUGUCUCCCCGGGGGCGCAGGGGGGGCGUGUGGUGGCGGAACCCAUAGCCUCAUGCCUGGAGCUCGAGGGGCGUGGGAGGACGGCGAGCGCGGCGCAGGCGGCGGGAGGCGCGACCGCGACGAGGGCGACAGCACCCGCUUCGAUGUCUCAUGGUUUCUUUGUGACGAGAGUCCGCGGCUGCCGGCCUUCCCCGAGGGAAGGCGAAAGCGACGCGAAAGAACGUGGGAGAGUCUCUGGCUGCGGCCCUGUUCGCCCGUCCGCGAGCUUAGCCCGGCGUCGUCCCCGAGCAACGACGGGCUCGGAGACAGAAGAUACAUCCCCCCUCGGCCGGCGGCGCGGCGCGAAGAUGCGUCCUCGGCGAAGCGCCGCAGGGCGGGCGGCGAGGGUGGGUCGUGGGGGGACGUGGCGACGGAUCGGCUGACCGAGGAAGACUCGGACGCAGAAGAGGACAGUCUCUCAGACGACGACCUGGAGGGGUUCCUGUCUGACGCGGACGCGGCGUCCUUCGCGUACAACGCGCGCCGCUGCGCCGAUCGGAGCCUCACGCAGGUCCCGCGGUGCUGCUACUGUUUGCUGCCCCGGCGGCUGCCGCCGCGGCGCGGGAGGUCCUCGGACUUCGGAGGGGACGCCGCGGGCGCGAAGGGGCCCUUCCUCCUCCGGCUCUAUUGUUCAUGCACCACGCGGCCCUUCGGGGAGAAUGUGCUGCAGGGGGCAGCGGGCCGGCCGGGGCUGCUGCUCCCCUCCGCCCGCGCCGCGGCGUCGCCGCUGUGCUACACCGUGCGCAAAGUCGCGCUCGACGGGGCUGCGCUCGAGGCGGCUGAGGAGGAGGAGGAGGGCGACGACGCGGACGCGUCUGCAUGCGGGACGAGUGCGUCGUGCCUCGCGACGAGCCCCCCCAGCUCCAGUCGAUCGCUCGCCAAGGCUAAAGCGCUGGCGCCCGGCGCCGGAGACUCCCUCGCUCCGUCCCCUGCGACCACGCAGGCGGGCUUCGCCUCCUCCUCCUCUUCGGAGGGGGAGAGCGGAGGCGGCAGUUUGGCCUCUUCACGCUUCUCGGCGUCUCUCUGCUCGGCCACUGGAGCCGCAAGGGGGGACGGCGAGCGACCACAGGCCGCGGGCCGCGCCGCGGAAGUGACCUACCGGUGGCGGGACCCCUGCACGCUGCAGACUUUCUCGUCGUCGCUGAGCCGACUCCAGGGGAGUCUGACAGCGACGGCCGCUGUCGCCGCGGCCGCCGCGCGCGCCGAUCGGCCCGUCGCCUUCCUCCCGCGGCUGUACUGGGACGGGGAGGCCGCCUGCUACGUUGCUUCCUGUUUGCAGUGGGGCGAAGAGGAGGACGAGGCGGAGCGAGGCGCCGCCGCCCGCGCCGACGCGGCGGCGGAGGACGCGGGGCCGCUGGGCGAGCGGAGGGACGCCGAGACCGGCAAGCGGAGCAGACCCGAGAAGCCCGGCGCCGAGGAGAAGGAGGCGGCGCUCCCCGCGCCGCGCCGAAGACGCUGUCUGAAGCUGCUGCAGAAGAAAUUUAGUGUGGCCUUUCUGGGCGACGCGAAGGCGCACUUCUACGCCGCCGAGUGGUUGCGCUGGCAGCACAGGCGGCAGCGUGAUAUCAUGGAGGAAGAGCGAAAUCGCGAAGAAAGAGAUCGGCAGGCCCUCGCGCUGUCGCCCCUUCUCUCGGGGCUCGGGGGGCGCAAAGGCAGCGGGCAGGGCGGCGGGUCCGCAGGGGGCGGGGGCGGCGGCGCCAAGAAGACUUCCUGCCUCGCCACGGCGCAGAUGGCGCUCGCCUCCGGCCGCGCUCUCACGCCGGAGGAGGAAGAAGAAGUACGCAGACAGCUCGAGAACAAGGAGCGACAGAAGAAGCAAAAGCUGCUUCGGCAGCAGUGGCGGCGCCAGCAGGCGCGCGAAGCCAAGCUCCAGCUCCAGAGACAGAAGGAGGAAGCUGCCGCGAGCGCCGCCGCAGCCGCCGCAGCCGCCGCAGCCGGAGGGGGCGCGGCGAGCGCGCCGCAGUCUCCGCAGAAGCAUGGGGCCUUCCCCCAGCCGAGCCGCGCCGAGAAGAGCGGCCAGCCAGUCGCGGCCGCGUUCGGGUCCUCGCCUGCGAAACCCGCAGCUGGAGGAGAGGCGGUCGGAGGCUCAGGGGCUGGCGAGGGCGUGGGGACUCGCCGGAGCGCGGCGGCUGCGGCGGCCCCCCCCGCGGCGUGGGGCUCUGAGAAGGGCCCGAGCGCGGCGAAGAAAGGGGACGUCGUCGGAAGGGACAGCGCGGCGGCCGGAACGAGUGCAGCAGGGGGCGAUGCUCCACCUUGCAAGGCCGCGAUGCAGAGGCGAGCCGCCGCAGGCGGAGGCGUCCCUCGGAGCGGCGGCGUGCUGCCGGUUCUGCGUUCUGCCUCGCCUUCGUCUGCGCCCGCCCCGCAGCAGCUCUCGCCUUCUGUGGGGACCCCCGCGGCGACGGCGCGACCCGCCAGAACUGUCUCGGGCGCGCGGACGGCCGCCGCUCCGAAGAGGGGCGUCGCUGCCGGUAUGCAGCCGUUUGCGCCGGAGGGGCUUCCGCAGCCAGCAGCAGCGGAGGCAGAGGCGGACAAUUCUUUGGCGACGCGGGCGAUGCCCGUCGAAGCAGAGCUGUCUCCCUCCCCGCGUGAUGGAAACCGCGAGGCAAGGCAAGAGGGAGAGGAGGAGGCGGCGUGUCUGGGCUCCACGUCGCCGCAGGGGGUAGUCGAGCACCCGGCGGCGGCGGUCUCAGAAAUGAAAGCCGCUGCCUAUGAGGAGGGUGAGGCGGAAGCUGCGCGUUCGCCUGGCGGGGGAGGCAACUACGCUUUCGCUCCGUCGACGCCGCCCCCUGUGUCUGUCUCCGGGCUGCCGCCCAGCGAGGCCGUGCCAGAGAGCAAAGAGGGAGGGGGCGUCUUGGCGACGGUCUCGCCAGUCACCGGCGCCGAGAGCCAGGGGUCGCUGCUUCUCCCCCUCGACUCAGCCGCAGGCAGCGCUCGGCGCCUGCGAAGCGCGCGCCUCGCUGCAGCUGCCGCCAGCGGCGGAGUCGUGCCGCCGGGCGCCGCGCCUUGUGCCGCGACCGCGGCGGUCGCGGUCGCCGCGAGCCCGAAGCCCAGAGCCGCGGCGGCCCCCGCGGCUCCGACUGCGCGGCCCACUGGUGGGGCCAAGGCUGCAGGCGCGGAGACCGGAGGCGGGGCACGGGGAGCUGCGAGCGCUGCGGGGACGCCUGAGAGAGGCAAGCGGGCCAGCGCGCCAGAGAGAAAGCCUGGAAAGGGCGAGGACAGAGCCGCGGCGUGA